AUGGUCGAGGAGGAAUGGAGCGGGUAUGACGAUGGCGACAUGGUUAUCGACUUCGGUGGCAGGACGUUCAGGGUGCACCGGGCUGUUUUACCUCAGGCUUCGCCGGUGUGGAAAGCGAUGCUGACGGGGGAAUUCGCCGAGUCGAUGGGAGACCCAGUACGAUUCGACGGGGACGCCUCUGAAGCCGCACGGCUUUGUAUCGAGCUGAUAUACUCAACAUUCGCUGAAGGCAACAUCGAUUGGCGCGGCGUCGAACGCCCUGUGAACUCUGAUCGAACGGCGCUUGACGCCUUCAUUGAUAAGUAUGAUCUGGUAGGGGUAAAGUGUAGUAUGGAGCAGAUACGUGGAAAAACGACAGCGGUUGAAUGAGAAGGAACAACUGGAAAACGAGACGCAGCGACUGCUACUUGAAAAGCGGUAUGUGUAUCACAAGUUGAAACGCAACCAUACAAAGCAAUGGAAGAAGGUUGACAUCUACGAUCACCGACCCGAAAUAGGAACACGCGCGGGCAUGUGCGAGGAAUAUGGGACGAUUAUUGCCAACAACGAGGACAAUGGGACAGAGGUUGGCAUUCGUUUAGACAGCGACGGAGAGCUACACAUCACAUGGCGCGGAAAGAAAACUCGGUAUAAAUUAGAGUAUGCCUAAAACGCCCAUACGAGGGCUUCGCGCGUAUUUUGCUCAGCUCCACUCCGGGAGAAUGAUAUGUCGAAAGCACAGUUGCAAGAACUACUUCAGGCGUGGAAGCUUUCAGACCGUUGACUUUCCAAGCGAAGACUGAAGCAUUGUUCCCUUGUCGGUUUCAAGCAGUAGAGAACCGGGGAGGCAAAGCGUUUUCGGAUACGCCCAAGGGACGUUUUGAUGCACGGCGAACGAGGAACAAACUGUGCAUGAUUUUGAUGUGGUCGACUUAUUCGAAGAAUGCGUUGGAAUAGGGUGGCUGUUGCCAUCUUGCGUUAUUGACACGUGAGGCUAAUGUAGGUUGACCUUGGUAGGAGGAGCUCCCAGUUGUAAAGGCUAAUCUCCUGAAAUUCUCCGGGGUUUCGGAUUGUGCAACAUGUCGAUCGGUUUCGUAUGAGGGAACUUAAUGGUUUUGAUAAACAGAAAAUUCAU
Messenger RNA from Ectocarpus sp. CCAP 1310/34, 1114 nucleotides. The record is from the annotation of a GenBank genome assembly. NCBI's taxonomy places the organism in Eukaryota, Phaeophyceae, Ectocarpales, Ectocarpaceae.